UCUCCCCUGGCCCUCCUCCUUAACUAACAAGUUAACAAUAUAAAUCCAUCCCCAAUUUAUUCCAGCAAUCAAUCAAAUUUCCUUCCAAAACCCUAAAAUUUUCAUCUCUUCAUAAUUUUUAACAGCUUUUGUUUUUCCUUAUCAUUCUCAUUAUUCGCUCACCGAUUAUUGCAGAUUAAACAAACUUCUACCUAAUUUAACGCAUGAUUGUUAUUGUUAAUCCUUGAAUUCUAAUUUCCGGUGCUACUUUUUCAAGGUAAAAAUGGUGAAGUUGACAAUGAUUGCUCGUGUUAUUGAUGGGCUUCCACUAGCUGAAGGACUGGAUGAUGGGCGUGAUUUGCAGGAUGCAGAGUUUUAUAAACAGCAAGUUAAGGCUUUGUUCAAGAACCUUUCAAGAGGACAAAAUGAAGCGUCCCGGAUGUCUAUAGAAACCGGGCCUUACAUUUUCCACUAUAUUAUUGAAGGGCGGGUAUGUUAUUUGACAAUGUGUGAUCGAGCUUACCCAAAAAAGCUUGCUUUUCAAUAUCUCGAAGAUCUCAAGAAUGAAUUUGAGCGUGGUUAUGGGAAUCAAAUUGAAACUGCAGCAAGACCUUAUGCUUUUAUAAAAUUUGAUACAUUUAUACAGAGGACUAAGAAAUUGUACCAGGACACUAGAACUCAACGGAAUAUUGCCAAAUUGAAUGACGAACUUUAUGAAGUGCACCAAGUUAUGACUCGUAAUGUGCAGGAAGUUCUUGGUGUUGGUGAAAAACUGGACCAGGUCAGUCAAAUGUCAAGUCGAUUAACCUCAGAAUCUCGUAUCUAUGCUGACAAAGCUAAAGAUCUAAAUAGACAGGCUUUUAUUCGGAAAUGGGCACCAGUUGCGAUUGUCCUUGGAAUAGUCAUUCUACUCUUUUGGGUCAAAAAUAAGAUUUGGUGAUCAUGGCUUCUUUUGUCUGAGAAAACAUGUUAAUUGUAUCCCAUUGUAUUUGGGCAAUUGAGUGAUUUGUUCUUGGACAACUUAUUAAUACAAGAAACCAAUCGACCCUUGAACAGGGAGUUUAGACUGUGGCCAUAUUUUCAACAUAGUAACUAGCAACAGUAUAUUGGAGGUUAAAAGAUCAAGUAAUUACUUUAUUUA
Molecule: messenger RNA, 1120 nt
Organism: Erigeron canadensis
Lineage: Eukaryota; Viridiplantae; Streptophyta; Magnoliopsida; Asterales; Asteraceae
Product: 25.3 kDa vesicle transport protein
Exons: 6
Coding region: 263-919 (218 amino acids)
Biological process (GO): vesicle fusion with Golgi apparatus; endoplasmic reticulum to Golgi vesicle-mediated transport; retrograde vesicle-mediated transport, Golgi to endoplasmic reticulum
Cellular component (GO): SNARE complex; ER to Golgi transport vesicle membrane; endoplasmic reticulum membrane
Molecular function (GO): SNAP receptor activity
Source: RefSeq, a predicted model, not a curated record